UUCUCUAAAUAAAAUGAAAAGUUCAAUUUUUUCUUCUUCCGAGUCUCCUCUGAAGAAGAAGGUGGGAGUAAUUUUCAACGGAGCCUGAGAGAAUAAUAGAUAGAUAGAUACAUAGAUAGAUAUGGUUGGUUCCUCGCAGCUGAAAUGAAUCAGAUCUGUAGAUCAGCCCUCUCUCGAUUAUCACUCCACCGUCCUCUCCGGCAGUCUUCUCCUCCUAGUUUCAAUCUCUCCAAAAGGUGGCAUUUUGGGCACACUGGAUCAUCUGAUCAAAGGCCCCCCGGAGCAGAAGAAGGAGAGAGGAUUUUCCGGCUUGGACUCACCUCUGACAUCGGUUUGUCUGUCGGCAAAGCUCUCACCGGUUAUCUCUGCGGCAGCACCGCCAUUAUCGCCGACGCUGCUCAUUCCGUUUCCGAUGUGGUCCUAAGCGGUGUUGCUCUAUUGUCUUACAGAGCUGCCAAUGUUCCCAAAGACAAAGAACAUCCAUAUGGGCAUGGUAAAUUUGAAACGCUUGGAGCCCUUGGAAUCUCUACCAUGCUUUUGGCUACUGGCUGUGGCAUUGCCUGGCAUGCCGCUGACCUCCUACUUAGUGCACUAUCCACAGCCCCUGAGGUGAAUCAUGCUCAUGGUGGACAUCAUCACGGUAUUGAUAUGACUCACCCCACUCUCGCUUUGACUGUUACUAUUGCUUCCAUUUCCAUCAAAGAAGGUCUUUACUGGAUCACAAAACGAGCAGGUGAAAAACAAGGGAGUGGGUUGAUGAUGGCAAAUGCUUGGCAUCACCGUUCAGAUGCUAUUUCUUCUCUAGUUGCACUUGUUGGAGUUGGAGGUUCCAUUCUAGGAGUUAAUUUCUUAGAUCCCCUAGCUGGUCUUGUUGUCUCGGCAAUGAUUUUCAAAGCUGGACUCGAAACGGGUCACCAAAGUGUAUUGGAACUGGUAGAUGCUGCUAUACCAGCUCAACAAUUAGAGCCAAUAAGACAGACCAUAUUACAGGUUGAAGGAGUCAAGGGAUGUCAUCGGCUAAGGGGAAGGAGAGCUGGUUCAUCGUUGUAUCUUGAUGUACACAUUGUGGUAGAUCCGUUUUCCAGUGUGAGUGUUGCGCAUGAGGUAGGAGAAUAUGUAAGGGGGCAGAUCAAUAAAAACCAUCCUCAAGUGUCUGAAGUUUUCAUUCAUAUAGAUCCAGCUUUCUUACAGUUUUCUAGUAGCAUGAUGGAUCAUGAUAGUAUAAAAAAGGAAACUAAUCAAGAAAGUAACAACAUAUGCAAUGAGAUUAAACACGUUGAAGCCACUGUCUCGGAAAUUUUUUCAUCACAGUUCUCUGAGAAAAUGAUGAUAAAACGAGUUACACCCCACUUGUUGCAUAGCAAGAUCUUGCUCCAAAUCGAAGUUGCGAUGCCGUCAACCAUGACAAUACAGGACGCAAUGAGAGCCGCUGAAGAUGCAGAGAAGGAGAUUCUCAAGGCAGCAUCAAAUGUGGCUCGUGUCAGUAUUCAGCUUAGUCUCAAGAACUCCCUGCCUCAGUAAUUACCUGGUUCAGCUAAAAAGAAAAAUACAAUGAGCCAGUUCUCUGUUUAUAACCGCGCAUGUCAGCGUUUUGUUUAUAUUACUGGCGUUUGGUUUAAUCUCAAAAGUUUGCACCUUGGUGAGCCGGGAAAGUUUUUGGAAGUGUACAAAUGUCUCUAUAGCCUUCUUUCAGCCCUGACAUUUGGUUACAAUGAUCAAUAAAAAACAAAAGGCAAAACAUUUUCUGUUACUAAA
Messenger RNA from Raphanus sativus (radish), 1755 nucleotides. Its product is annotated as metal tolerance protein C1. Gene Ontology annotation, molecular function: monoatomic cation transmembrane transporter activity. Gene Ontology annotation, cellular component: membrane. Gene Ontology annotation, biological process: monoatomic cation transport; transmembrane transport. Bases 145 to 1521 code for a protein of 458 amino acids. Lineage: Eukaryota; Viridiplantae; Streptophyta; Magnoliopsida; Brassicales; Brassicaceae. The transcript is spliced from 12 exons. The record is from RefSeq and is a predicted model, not a curated record.